GAUUUGGCUCUAAAAUGGAACUUGAAGAACAUCAAAAUUCACAUACCGGCGAGAAACCUUUCGAAUGCAAUAUGUGUAAAGCACGGUUUAAUCGUCGUUCAACACUUUGGAAUCACAAGCGCAUUCAUUCGGAUGAUAAACCGUUCGAAUGCAAUGUAUGUCGUAUGACGUUCAAAUGGAAGAAUUCGCUCAAAUGUCACAAAGAAAUGCAUCAGCGGAAAAAUGAGAUGACAGGAAUCGAGAAUGAUCCAUUGGAAAAAACGCUUACCUAUGCAACGGCAGCUAAACGACGACAUCUGGAGAAUCACGACAUUGUAAACGCAAGUUCAAGUUCAGAAAUGGGAAUAAGUAAUGUGCGGUUGACAACAAGUUCAGCAGGUGGUAUUGGUCAUUUGACAGGAUCGGGAAGGCGACGUAAUACCAAAUUAUCAGUACAUUCACGAUCGAUAACAUCUACCAGCACUGAUCUUAUCAUUGGUACUGCCAAUAUCCCAAAUAAUACCAACAGAAGCAACAGCGCCAACAACACCACCACUACUAACAACAACACUAACACCAGUUCUAGUCAUUCUCUUAUUGGUUCAAAUGAUGCAUUUAUUCAUGCACCAUUACAAACGGAUGGUUUCUUUAGUAGCCAAAAGGCAUUAUCAAUAAAUGAUCACAAAGAGUUGGAUUCAUUAUUGAAUAGUACCACACGGUUAACGUCAAUGCUUAAAGAUGACUCAGCUUUUAAAACUAAUCUAUGUGAUGAUCUAUCAAGCUUGGGAAAUCAAAGUAAUACAUUUGAUACAAAACAAGAAAUGAAUCUUUUCCAUGCUAAUCCAUUUAUGAUGUUCGGUGCUCAUCAACUGCAAAAUCCGAUGCAAUCUUUUACACCACCAAAUUUGGCUUUUUCAAGUAGUAACGGUGGAUGUGGUGAAUAUUUCCAUCUGCACCUAAACAAUCAAACCGAUCAAAUACCCCAACAAAGCCUGCAACAACAGCAGCCGUUCGUAUCUCAAUAUUCCACUGGUGGGACGUCGUCUCAUACCACGGAUUUGUUAACAAAUCACAAUCACAAUGUGAUCAGUUAUCAACCGCAGUUGGAAGCACCGUCAUCAUUGAUAACACCGGCACUGGAUUAUGCAGUAAGUGGUGAUAACUUGGAAUAUAUGUUGAGCAAUUACUCGUCCACGAUCUCAUCUGUUACUUCGGUUGCAUCCACGGGAAAUGAGAUACGGCCAAGUGUUGCGGAACAUUUACAACAGCAACACUAUGCGGGACAAUCUGCUGGUAAUAACAGUUUACGAACCGAUGAUGUGGUUGUCGCUAGUGUUGUUACCGCUAGUAAUACCGGCAAAGAGGUACCACAAGUGUCAUGGUAAUAACAAGAACUUUAAUGGAACCAUACCGUUUGUCAUCAUCGUUAUCAUCAUCAUCAUCAUCAUCA
Molecule: messenger RNA, 1429 nt
Organism: Loa loa (African eye worm)
Lineage: Eukaryota; Metazoa; Nematoda; Chromadorea; Rhabditida; Onchocercidae
Exons: 8
Coding region: 15-1364 (449 amino acids)
Biological process (GO): regulation of transcription by RNA polymerase II
Cellular component (GO): nucleus
Molecular function (GO): DNA-binding transcription factor activity, RNA polymerase II-specific; RNA polymerase II cis-regulatory region sequence-specific DNA binding
Source: RefSeq, a predicted model, not a curated record